UCAUUGACUCUCUGUAGUUUUAGAGACAUUUCACUACGCGCCUUAAAGAAAAAAAUAUUUCGCGGGAAUUAAAAUCAGAAAAACACAACACGCAGCAACUCAAACAAAACAGUGACUAGAGAACUGUGAAAUAACAUUAGAUAAAAUGAGUUUGUGGGUGGACAAAUACAGACCUACGUCUCUGGGGAAACUGGACUACCACAAAGAACAAGCAAACCAGCUGAAAAACCUGGUCCAGUGUGGGGACUUCCCUCAUCUGUUGGUGUACGGGCCGUCUGGAGCAGGGAAGAAGACUCGUAUCAUGUGUCUGCUGAGAGAACUGUACGGAGCCGGAGUGGAGAAACUGCACAUAGAACACCAGACUGUUACGGCUCCCUCUAAGAAGAAGAUUGAGAUCAACACCAUAGCCAGUAACUACCACCUGGAGGUCAACCCAAGUGAUGCUGGUAACAGUGACCGUGUGGUUAUCCAGGAACUGAUCAAGACUAUGGCCCAGUCUCAACAGAUCCAGACCAGCACCCAGAGGGAGUUCAAAGUUGUCCUGUUGACAGAGGUGGACCGCCUCACUAAGGAUGCCCAGCAUGCAUUGCGUCGUACCAUGGAGAAGUACAUGUCCACCUGCCGGCUCAUCCUCUGCUGUAACUCCACCUCCAAAGUCAUUGGACCAAUCAGGAGCAGGUGUCUGGCUGUCAGGGUGCCCCUACCCAGUACAGAGGAGGUGUGUAAUGUUCUGUCUACAGUGUGUAGGAAGGAGGGCCUGCUUCUCCCCCCUGAGUUGGCCAAACAGAUAUCAGAGAAGUCUGGACGCAACCUCCGCAAAGCACUGCUGAUGUGUGAGGCCUGCAGAGUGCAACAGUACCCGUUCUCAGCAGACCAGGACAUCCCAGAGACCGAUUGGGAGGUUUACCUGAGAGAGACGGCCAACGCCAUCGUCAGUCAGCAGAGUCCUCAGAGGUUGUUAGAGGUGAGGGGGAGACUGUAUGAGUUGUUGACUCACUGCAUUCCUCCUGAGAUCAUCAUGAAGGGCCUGGUAACAGAGCUGCUAGGUAACUGUGACGGCCAGCUGAAGGCAGAGGUGACUCACAUGGCAGCCCACUACGAACACCGACUGCAGCAGGGCAAUAAGGCCAUCUACCAUCUAGAGGCCUUCACCGCCAGGUUCAUGGCCAUCUACAAGAAGUUCAUGGAGGACGGACUGGACGCCAUGAUGUUCUGAUCUCGCUCUUCUUCUCGCUCUCUAUCGCUCUUUCUCUCAAUCACUCUCCUUCUCGCUCUCCUUAUCUCUCUCCUCACUCUAAAUCUCUCUUUCCUGUCUCCAUGAUGUUCUGAUCUAACUCGACUUGCUCUUUCUCCCCCUCUUCAUCAUCCUUCUUCUUCAUCACCCUUCUGGAUGCCUUGAUGUUGUGAUCUAAUACCCUCUGCGUACCCUCCCAUACCUUGUAAUAUGAGGGGGUUCAGAGGCCCAGUCUUUGGUUGAUAUCAAUAAUUGAUUUAAUCUGCAUAGUGUAACCUCCGGUAUGUACUGUCUUAUUGAUCUGGAUAGUGUAACCUCCGGUAUGUACUGUCUUAUUGAUCUGGAUAGUGUAACCUCCGGUAUGUACUGUCUUAUUGAGCCCCUGCUGUAAAAUAAAGUUGACUUUCUUUCGAAUGUC
Molecule: messenger RNA, 1652 nt
Organism: Oncorhynchus kisutch (coho salmon)
Lineage: Eukaryota; Metazoa; Chordata; Actinopteri; Salmoniformes; Salmonidae
Gene: rfc3
Product: replication factor C (activator 1) 3
Exons: 9
Coding region: 146-1216 (356 amino acids)
Biological process (GO): DNA repair; DNA-templated DNA replication
Cellular component (GO): nucleus; DNA replication factor C complex
Molecular function (GO): ATP hydrolysis activity; DNA clamp loader activity; DNA binding
Source: RefSeq, a predicted model, not a curated record